AUGGACCUGUUCUCCGCCGCCUGCGAGAACUUCGGUCUGGUCAUUAACACGCAGAAGACGGUGGUAAUGCACCAACCGCCACCCAACUCAGCCACAGUCCCCAACGCGUCGCCGCAAAUCAGCGUGAAUGGGACCCUACUGCAAGUGGUGGAGAACUUCCCGUACCUGGGCAGCUCUCUCUCCCGCACCACCAAGAUCGAUGAUGAAGUCGCCAACAGGAUCUUGAAAGCCAGUCAAGCCUUCGGUCGUCUCCAAAGCACAGUUUGGAAUCGUCACGGUCUUCAACUGAACACGAAGCUCAAGAUGUACAAGGCCGUUAUCCUGCCGACGCUACUGUACGGAGCAGAGACCUGGACGGUGUACACGAGGCAGGCACGUCGUCUGAACCACUUCCACCUCAGUUGUCUUCGUCGCAUCCUGCGGCUGAACUGGCAGGAUCGCAUCCCCGACACUGAUGUGCUGGAACGAACGGGAAUGCUCAGCAUCUACUCCAUGUUGAGAAAAAUUUAG
Spirometra erinaceieuropaei is the source of this 510-nucleotide messenger RNA. Lineage: Eukaryota; Metazoa; Platyhelminthes; Cestoda; Diphyllobothriidea; Diphyllobothriidae. The record is from the annotation of a GenBank genome assembly.